Molecule: messenger RNA, 3044 nt
Organism: Andrographis paniculata
Lineage: Eukaryota; Viridiplantae; Streptophyta; Magnoliopsida; Lamiales; Acanthaceae
Product: grpE protein homolog 2, mitochondrial-like
Exons: 6
Coding region: 793-1758 (321 amino acids)
Biological process (GO): protein import into mitochondrial matrix; protein folding
Cellular component (GO): PAM complex, Tim23 associated import motor
Molecular function (GO): adenyl-nucleotide exchange factor activity; protein-folding chaperone binding; protein homodimerization activity
Source: RefSeq, a predicted model, not a curated record
AAAAAGGGCUAAGCUGAAUUCGGGUUGAUGCGGUCCUUGAAAAUGGAUUUGUAUGAACUCAUAUUAAGACUCAGGUCCAGGUCUAGGCCCAAACUAACUUUUACUAUAUGAAAUUUGAUCUUAGACAGGAUUAAAAUGAAUAGGGCCAAUUCAAGCCCAGGCAGGCCUGACCCAAUGAAGCAUUUAUCCAAACCUCCAAACUAACAAACAUCAUUAAAAUUGUGUUAAGCACGUUAAGUUCUACAUAACUAUCUCUUGGAAAUGGUAUAAUAAUAUACUUAUUCCGUCCUAUUCCAUUCCAUGUAAUAUGGGUGUAUUAUGGCAUACACGAUAAUUUACGAAAAUAGAAAAUAGGUCUGUCCUAUUCUAUGUAAUAUAGGUGUAUUAUUGUAGACACAAAAAUUUACGAAAAUAAAAAAUAGGGACAAAUUAUGUGGGACUGAGGGAGGGAAUAAUUUAAAUAGUAAUUCCAUUUAAAUGUCUACGCACACUACAACUAAUUACACUAAUAAUCAACUAGAAAACAUAAAAAUAAAAUAUAGCAUGAUAGUUGGCUGUCUAUAGUACCCUCCUCCAAUUUUUCGUUCUGCAACCACUUUUUGGCUCUUUUGGCUAGGGGCAUUAAAGUCAAAUCAUAUAUUGACCACCAAGACUUUGUCUUGCUGCCCAAGUACCCAAUCUCCCCUGUUACCUGAAGCUUCUCCGGCACUGUCUAUUCAGUCGCCGCCGUUGUCUUCUCCAUCUCAUUUUUCAGGCAGCUCGAAUUGCGUUAAUCUGAUCGCCACUGGUAUCAUGUCAGCUCGGUUAUCAAGGGCCGUGUUGGCUCCGUGCCGAUACAGGACGCUCUUCAUUGGUCGCCGUGACAGCAGCGGUGCUUCCUAUUCCAGUAAUCUGUUGCACUCCCCCAGUAGAUUGUACAAUCAGGUUUCAACUGGUCAGGUUUCUCUGCUGCAUCAUUCGGCCCAGCGCUCGUCCCCCUUUCAAUGGUUUGGAUUCUCAUCUGCAUCUGCACAACCCAAUGAUAAGGAACCUGCUCAACCUGGACAUGAAGAGGAAAUGAAGGUCAGUGAUGAUAGUUCAUCUGUUAAUGGUUCUGAAAUGGGACAAGAUUCUGUUGCUGCACGUCGGUCAAACGCAUCCGAGACCAUCAAAGCAAGAAAUAGAGGUACCAAAAGAGUUGCAUUUUCUGACUCUGAGUCAGAUGGGGAGAAUGACCUUUCAAGAGAGGAUCUGUUGAAGCGCGUGAUGGAGAAGGAACAACUGCUGAGUGCGAGGCAGGAAGAGCUUGACCAUAUGAAGGAUAAAGUUUUGAGGACUUUUGCAGAGAUAGAGAAUGUGAAGGAGCGCAAUAGGCGUGACUCAGAAAAUGCAAAGAAGUUUGCCAUUCAGAAUUUUGCAAAGAGUCUUUUGGAUGUGGCGGAUAAUUUAGGCAGGGCUUCUUCUGCUGCAAAAGAUAGCUUCUCAAAAAUCGAUGCAUCUAAGGAUACAACUGGAGCUGUUCAACAACUCAAAGCACUCCUUGAAGGGGUUGAAAUGACUGAAAAACAAUUAUCUGAGGUAUUCAAAAAGUCUGGUCUUGAGAAAUAUGAUCCUACAGAUGAAGAAUUUGAUCCGAAUAGGCACAAUGCUGUAUUCCAAUUACCUGAUCCUUCAAAACCUGCUGAUCAUGUUGCAGUUGUUCUAAAGGCAGGAUAUAUGCUACAUGAUCGAGUCAUCCGGCCUGCUGAAGUUGGUGUGACCGUUGCAACAAGUAAUUAGGAAGUCAAUCGAGUACUUGAAGUGGCACUACACUAGCAAAAUUCAUAUUCAAGAUUCAAGCUGGAAAAUUGGAUGGACCAACUCAUUCUUGUUGGGAUUUGCCUCCUCCCACUAUGUUGCUGGGGAUUGAAAAUGCUCUGGAUUUAUUAGUAUUUACCUUUUCAAAUAAGAUGCUAAAAAUUUUGAUUUCACUGCUUUUUGCUGGCAUUCAGCAACCACAGUUGUUUCACUGCAAAUAUAUAGGCAUUUGAUGGUUAUUUAAUAAUCAGACAUGAUAUACAUAUAUAUAUGUAUAUCCAUUGAACAUCCUCAGUAUGUUCAUUACAACUUGAUUUAUAUCCAUUUGAUCUAAGGUAGAUCUAACAUUUGAUUACUACUACUGCUACUGACUGCUGCUGCUACUCUUAACAUUUCUAAUAUCCCAUUUACCUUCUUUGUCUAACACUACUCUCCUAACUUGGCAGCGUUUCCUUCACCGCAGCUUUUGUUGGAAUCUGCUUGAUCAUCUUCAUUCACAUCCUGAGAUGCCAUGGAAGUUGUUAAACUCAUUUGUAUGCAUAAUGACAGGCAGGCAAACUGAUUGAUUUCUUGUAAAGUCUGAAUCUUUUAAUCAAAAUGAUGUAUCUGCAGAUGGAGAGAGAAGAUGUUGAUAGUAGAGAGAGUGCACCUGACCUGAGUAGUCUCUUCUGCAGAGGAGCUUAUCGGCGGAGAAGGAGAGAGGGAAGAUGAAAGUUGUGAUUGAUUACUCACCGGAGCAUAUCGGCGACGGCGCUUGCGUGGCUCUUCAGCGGCGGGUAUUGGUGUCCAGCGGCAUAGGAGCAGCGAAGAGGAGUCGUUCCGGUUGCUGCUGCUGCUGCUGCUGCCAUUGUUGUGGUUGGUGGAGCGAGAACUGACCCACUGCUUCUUCCACUUCCUGACAGGUCCGUUGAACACCGGCGCCGAUGGGCUCGACGAGUACCUCGACGCCGCCCGACUCUGUCUCGACCCCACGCCUUCCAUUUGCGAACUCUUUGGUUUUCGGGUGUUUCUGGGAGUUUCCAGAGGAGCGGAAGCUGUAGCCGAAGAAGAGAAGCUGUCGUGGCACAAAAAGGGCGAAGGUGCAGGCAGAGCUGCAGAUGACGUCGCUUUCUUGGUGAUGCUUUUGAGGUUUGCCUUCUGCUCUGCGUGCCGUUUGCUUGCUUGCUUUUAGUACUAUGUAAUUAGAGCAGGGGAUCAUCGUAAUGCUGCUGCAAUUAUGGAGUUUGGAAAAUCUACGACAUCAUAAUCACAGCCUCCCUUCCUUGUCA